GAACAAAAACAUAAACAUUUUUGGUCUCAAAAUUUGCGUGUAAUUAACGCUCAUUCAGCCAGGUCAUUUCCACUUGAGGCAGCAGCAGCAGCGGCAGAAUUGCUGCUCAUCAAGCCAGAUCCCUAUGGGGGCAUUUGGCCCAACAGUUGGUUGCACCAUCUGGGCAUCAUUGCCUGGUUUUGCUCCCCAGCUGCAUUUCGAACGCCUGCCCACCCAAUUCGGGACGCAGCAAUUAAAAUCUUGCAUUCGUAUUUGAUGGCAGCAGCAGCAGCAGCAGCUUGAAAGUAUUUUAAUUUCCCAACAGAGCUUCGACGGAAUGGCCAACCCGAUAUGCCUAUUACCCCCUAUGCCCCUCCGACCCGUCGACAAUGACAACGAAGUGGAAUCAAAACAAAAACGUCAAGCGGCUCUGGCCAAGAUGGCGACGGCGAAGAGCAGGCGCAUGCGUUGGCUCUGCACACAUGGGGCGAAUUGGGCGAAAAUUUGGCAAAAAUCUCCAGAGAUUGGACCAGACAGUUUCAGUUGCUGCAAGACUGUCGCGAGAUAAAGUUGUCCGAAAAAAUAAGGCUUUUCAGGAAGGAUUAAUGUGUGCGCGCGUAUAAAAAAAACCGAAGCCCGCGCGAAAACUCCUAUCCCACACACACACACGCACAGAGAGUGAAAGAGGGAGAGAGAAAGACAGAGAGAGAGAGAGUUAUAGACAGGGAGAACGAGAGAGACAAAGUUAAGGAGGAUAGACUUAAGCGUUUGUGUUUCCGUUUAUGUGUGUGUGUGUGUGUGCAGGUGAAACGAAGGUUUAACCAUCAACAAGGAAAUUAAAGUGAAUUAAAGUAAAUCCUAUUGCCACGCCCUCAUCGCAGGAGCUCCAAAUAUGGAACACCUGCGUCCUCUGAGCUAUGAGGAGAUGUGCCAAAUGGAAAUACUUCAGCCUGGUGAGGCAGCAAAUGCUCAAAACUCCACCAUGAUGCCGAUAAUGGUAAUACCCACAGCAUUGCUGGCUCCUGGAGCCGGCGGCAUUAUUGAUAGUGGCGGUGGCGGCGGCGGAAUCAUCGGCGGCAGCUUAUCAACAUCAGAACCAGUAGUGGGUGGAGAGCAUUACUAUCAGCUGCAGCCCACGCACAUACUAACUACAGAUCCAACGACGGCGGCGGCGGUAACAAAUGGCGGCGAAUUGGCCCUCCUGCAAAGCGGCGGCGGCGAACAGCUUCCACACUCAAUACACCAGCUUCAACAGCAUCCACACUCACAGCACGCUCCCGUUAACAUAUUAUGUACAGGCACCUUGGGUCGCGUCCAGCCGUCAGCUUCAUCGUCUCUAGCACCACCACCACCGAGUGGUGCAGCGACUUUGCCACGCGGCUUUCAACCCGCUGCCUUUGUACCCGAUGUUGAGAGCGAUUUCGAGGGCAGCGAAUGCGGGGCCGGUAGUGUGACAACCACCUGCAUGCCACAUUUUCGUUUUGGCGGUUGUGGUCUAUCCACAUUGCAGCAUCAGCACCACCAACAACAACAACAUCAGCAGCAGCAACAACAACAACAUCAGCAGCAGCAACAGCAACAGCAGCAAGAUGUUGUCAUAGGUUGUGGCUCACUUUCGUAUAUGAUGGGCUCCGGCACUUUAAUGGGACGCGGACGUCGUCUUAUGAGUGGCCAACAAAGUAAACCCAAACGUGUAUCCUUUAAGGGUGACAAUUUGCCUCCACCGUCUCCACCGCCCCCACCGGCCGUGGAAUUGGAUGAGAAUGGUUUUCCCCUACCUGCUGGUGAUGUCUCUGGCACCGGCCCUGCUGCUAUGGGAGUUGGCGGUGGCGUUGGUAUUGGCAGUGGCUGCUCUUACAUGCACUUUGACAACUACAUGGACUACCAGACAACCGGCUUUGGCGGCCUUCCAGACGUAACCGAACACUCAAAUAUACGCCGCACACUGUCCCGCCAGAAUUCCAUCUCGAAUAGUGACUCCGGCGGCGAGAUAGCCAGCAUACAGAAAUCCAAAGUGAAUUUCGGCACAGCAUUGGCCGGCGGUGCUGUGGUUGUUGGUGGUGAUAUUGUUGUUGGUCUUGAUGCAAAGUCACCCACCUCGCCGGCAGCAUUGGCCGGUGUUGCUGCCUCUUCGUGUGGCAAGGUCAAGGGCAAAUCUGGUCGCAAAGCAAAACAAAACUCUGGGGUCGGUGGCGGUGUUGGUGUUGGUGCCGCUGCUGGGCAUAAAACAAGACGCGGCUCCUGGCUGGUUGCCCUCACCCUCGUUAGUGCCAUUUGUCUGCUGGCGAUUGCAGCGACAUUGGCCUAUCAGCAUUUUUUAAUGUCGCCCAGCCGCAAUUCCCAUGCCCAAAGACUGAGAAUCGUUCGACGCAUUCUGCGUGAAGUUCCCCUUGUCGAUGGCCACAACAAUUAUGCCUGGAAUGUACGCAAAUAUGCCCACAGUAGUCUGGAGUUGCAUCUGAGUCAUGAUUUGGAUCACAAAUCGCUGUGGGCGAGACCAGCAUGGGCGCAAACCGAUAUGGAACGCCUAAAGCAGGGACUUGUUGGCGUUCAAGUGUGGUCGGCGUAUGUGCCAUGUGAAGCACAAGGCUUGGAUGCUGUCCAAUUGGCACUAGAGCAAAUUGACAUCGUGCGGCGCCUAUCCGACAUGUACAACCGGGAAACAGUGCUGGCGACCUCCUCCCAGGACAUUGUGGCUGCUCAUCGGCGUGGCUUGCUGGCCUCACUGAUUGGAGUCGAGGGUGGUCAUACAAUCGGUUCAUCGCUGGGCGUAUUGAGAUCCUUCUAUUCGCUGGGCGCACGAUAUCUGAGUCUCACCCAUCGCUGUGACGUGUCGUGGGCCGGAUCGAGUGCGUCGCCCAUGGAACAGGGUCUGACGCCAUUCGGCAAAGCCAUUGUACGUGAAAUGAAUCGUUUGGGCAUGAUGAUCGAUCUGUCGCACAGUUCGGAUGCCACGGCACGAGAUGUCCUGCAAGUGACACGAGCUCCCGUCAUAUUCUCCCAUUCGGCGGCACGCCAACUAUGCAACUCAACGCGAAAUGUGCCCGACGAUAUACUUCGUCUGGUGGCUGAGAAUGGUGGCCUGAUCAUGCUAAGCUUUGAUUCGGAGGAUGUGGCCUGUGGUCGACAGGCUAGACUACAGGAUGUUAUCGAGCAUAUCAAAUAUGUGCGAACAAUCGCUGGCAUACAGCAUAUAGGCCUAGGUGCUGGCUACGAUGGCAUCGAAUUGCCACCACUGGGUCUGGAAGAUGUUUCCAAAUAUCCGGAACUAUUGGCCGCCUUGCUCGAGGAUCACAAUUGGAGCGAAGAGGAUGUGGCCAUGUUGGCGGGACGUAACUUUUUGCGCAUCAUGGAGACCGUCGAAACGGUGCGAGACUAUUGGAAACGAGCGGCAAUUCAACCGAUUGAACAAACAGAACCCCAACCCAAGACUCAAUGCACGUAUAUGUCAUCGUGACCCCAGGCCCAGGCUCAAGUCCAAAUGCAAAUGCAAAAGCAAAUGCAGAUGCAAAUGCAAAUUCAAAUGCAAGCGCAAACGCAAGUUAGAACGCGACGGGAUGAGCCGUUCAAUCAUACGGCAGCCAUGCUUACGGCGGAUUCACAGAUUUGGGCAAGGACAGGUAUUUCCGGUGAAACUGCUGCUACCAAUCGCACUGAUACUGAACGAGAUCGUUUAAUCAUGGCAGCAUCGGCGGCUACAACGUUUACAGUCAGCGGAGUACUUCAGUGAAGUGAAAAUUAAAUAAGGUCUAAUGAAUAA
Molecule: messenger RNA, 3739 nt
Organism: Drosophila willistoni
Lineage: Eukaryota; Metazoa; Arthropoda; Insecta; Diptera; Drosophilidae
Exons: 3
Coding region: 872-3436 (854 amino acids)
Biological process (GO): proteolysis
Molecular function (GO): metallodipeptidase activity
Source: RefSeq, a predicted model, not a curated record